Messenger RNA from Petromyzon marinus (sea lamprey), 1708 nucleotides. RefSeq names its product protein c-Fos-like. Gene Ontology annotation, biological process: regulation of transcription by RNA polymerase II. Gene Ontology annotation, cellular component: nucleus. Gene Ontology annotation, molecular function: DNA-binding transcription factor activity, RNA polymerase II-specific; RNA polymerase II cis-regulatory region sequence-specific DNA binding. The record is from RefSeq and is a predicted model, not a curated record. Lineage: Eukaryota; Metazoa; Chordata; Hyperoartia; Petromyzontiformes; Petromyzontidae.
CGCCGCUUCACGUGAAACUUGUUAGCGAGCGAGUCGCAGAUUCACGUCCGUUGGUGGCGAUUACGCUCUUGUUUUUCUCUCCCAAAUAUUCCUUCACCCAAGCACGUUGUGGUUAUGAUGACGGAGAUGUAUGCCGAGCUGCGCUCGGCGGAGUACGACGCGCUGUCUCGUAGCAGCACCUCGCCGGCCGAGUCCAUGUACAUGUCGUCCCUGGACUCGUACUCGCACGUGGACAGCCCCGCGGCCCCCAACGCCAGCCAGGACUACAGCAUGCUGGCCACAAUUGGUGGAGACUCCCAGUGGCUGCUGCAGACCGCGGUGGCAGGGCGAGUUCAUGGGGGCCCAGCCAGGCGUGGGGGACCUAGCAGGACCCACCCGUAUGGCCAAGGCAGCAGGGGCCCCGGCAGCGGCAGCUGCAGAGGAGACAAGGAGCCCGCAAACGCCGAAGAGGAGGAGAGGCGCCGCAUUCGCAGGGAGCGCAAUAAGCAGGCGGCCGCCAAGUGCCGCAACCGGAGGCGGGAGCUCACAGAGACCCUAGAAGCGGAGACUGCCAAGCUAGCGGCAGAACAGUCGGCGAUCCGCGCCGACCUCGAGCGGCUUCAGAAGGAGCGCGACGAGCUGGAGCUUGUGCUGGCCGCGCACGAGCCCACGUGCCGCCUGCAGCACGAGCCCGACCAGAACGUGCCGAGCGCCAACUCCCCCCGCCUCUCCCCGGGCCUGCCCGCCCCCAGGCCCGCCAGCCUCCCCCUGCCCCCGUUGCAGCUCAAGCAGGAGCCCCCGAGCCCUCCUAGCGAGCAUCGGCACCAGCGGCCCGCGCCUCGCGAGCACGAGCAGGCGGGCGGCCGGCCCCCGCGGGCCGCCGUAGAGCCGCAGCAGCACGUGGCGCCUCCGGGGCAGUGCCCGCUGGAGGCCGUGGAGCCGCUGCACACGCCCGUGGUGAGCUUCACGCCCGGCAUCACGCCGUGCAGCGGAAGCGGCGCCUUCGUCUUCACGUACCCGAGUCUGGCGGGGCUGCAGGACUUCCUGCACUCUGAGCCGCGCUCCUGCGCCUCGGCGUUGCGCCGGCGAAGCAGCAGCGGAAGUGGAGACCUGGGAGGAGAGGCGUUGCUCUCCCCAACCAUCCUCUCCCUCUGAGCGCGCGCCCUACAAUCGUCCCAGUUUUUGACCCCCGACACGUGCCGUUUAAUUCUUCCUCCUCGCCGUCAGUGACUAUCUUCCCCUGCACCUAUGAAAAAAAAUGCAUUCCACUACAGCAUCUUUCCAACUGCUUAAAAGUCGCAGCAAUUCUUCCUUAAUUUGAAAGAUGCAAUUUUCUUUAUACUUCUUUGAGAAGUUUUAGGUGCAUGCCGAGCAAUACCACUGAAAUGGUGCAUUGUUAAUGUUGUGAAACAAUGUGUUAAAGUUGAUUGAGGUGGUAGCUUCAAUGGAAUAAUACUGUGCUGUCUAUUAUCCCAUGAAUGUUAUAAGCUGUUAUGUUCACGUUGAAUUCAGAAACUAAAACCGGCAUUGCUUAUAUAUACUCUCUGAGUAUAUCACGCAUGUAGGAUCUGAAAGUUGUAUUUCUGGCAUCUUGUUAAUUGUAUAUUUACGUUGAUAAUGUAUUUUCUGUAAUCGUCACGCGUAUUUAUUUCGUAAAUAUAUAUCGUGUUAAUUUAUUUUUGCACUAUUUUGUUGACCAUUGCAAUAAAGUCAAUAGUUUUUACAAUAA